Rosa chinensis is the source of this 5301-nucleotide messenger RNA. RefSeq lists its product as uncharacterized. Lineage: Eukaryota; Viridiplantae; Streptophyta; Magnoliopsida; Rosales; Rosaceae. Gene Ontology annotation, molecular function: nucleic acid binding; RNA-DNA hybrid ribonuclease activity. Bases 1 to 5301 code for a protein of 1766 amino acids. The record is from RefSeq and is a predicted model, not a curated record. The transcript is spliced from 3 exons.
AUGGCCACCUCCCUCCCUCCCAACCAAUCCUUUGCCUCAAUCCUCUCAAAUGAGCCUCCUCUGAACUUCUCCAUUGAUGAUCUUCCGGCCCCGAUUUUUGAGAAUGGUUUCGUAUCGGUUCAAAUAUCGGAAGAUUCUUAUCUCCGCGGACUCGGAAAAUGCAAAACCAACCUAGUUGGCCGACUGGUUCUUCCCCCCAAAGCCUCACCCCUGAAAUCCCACGAACUAUCUUCGCAGCUCAGAAGCCAUUGGCCAACCCUCCCAAGUUGGACGGUUUCUCCACUGGGGAAGGGUUUCUUCAUGCUUCACUUUCAGUCGUUGGAUGAUAUGCAGAAAGUAUGGUCACUAGGCACUGUUCGUCUCAAUCAAGGUUUCCUCAGAUUAAUCAAAUGGAAGCCCGGUUUCUCCCCUUCGUCCUAUAAAAAUUCUUUCUCACAGGUUUGGGUCCGAUUUUGGGACCUUGGUUUCGACUAUUGGGAGCAGCAAACACUCUUUGAAAUUGCUCGAGGGUUGUUAACUACUCUCCGUGUAACCCGUGUAGAUGCUUCUCAAUCUUUUGUUGGGGUUGAAUAUGAAAAUAUACCAGUUGUUUGUGCAAAGUGUAAUAUAGUGGGUCAUCAGGCUUCAAAUUGUAGAGUGAUUGACCCCGAGGUUGUGCGGCAAGAUGGUUCACGACGGGGAAGAUCACGCUCCUCAAGAAGAUCCAAUCAAUCAAGAAAGAAGGCGCCUUCGCCGGCGACACAGGAUAUAGUGGCGGAUGCGGCACAGGCUGCUCUGCCCGAUUCUUCAGAGAUGCCACUGCAACAGGCCUCUGAGCAACCAUUGCAGCAGCCGGCUGCAGAGCCACUCCAGCAGCUACAUGCGCAACCCACCCAGCCCCCUCCAGCUCUGACAACGCAUGCAAAGGACGUGCAGACUGCGACAACACAGGUCACACAUUCGCAGCCCUUGCUGCUUCAGCCCAUGCAGGAGCAGCCAGUGUUAUUGCUCACGGAGUUAGCGAAGCCUCAAUGCUCAGACCACGAAUCAUCAAUAGAAAGUGUGCCCCCUGGUUUUCAGAAAGUUCCCUUGAAUGGUGAAGGGUUAAGCCAACGUGCACCCACAACUUCAUUUAACUCCGAGAGUGCUCCCACUGUUCAUGAGUUAAUGGAGGUCAACUCCACCCAAGCUGACUGUGCAGAGAUGUCCUUCAAUAAGGAAGAAGGGGAAUUCACCCCAGUUCUUUCAAAAAAAGCAAAGAAGCAGCUUAAACAGGUUGAUAAAGCGAAGAAGUCCAAAGAACCUUUUGUAUCUCUCUCUUCUAUUCCUCAUGCAUUUUGGCUCUCUUUGGGACUAUUUCCUUUUGCUGCUAAUGAUAGGGGCAGUUUGGACCCCAAUUUGUGGUUAAUUUGUCACCCUGAUAUCAAGCUUAAUCUGAUGUCAUCUACGGCCCAGCAGAUAAUAGUCUCUUGCUCUUUAGAUGGUGUUGAUUGCAUUCUUACCUCCGUCUAUGCAAAAACUACUAUAGCUGGCAGAAGACUAUUGUGGCGGGAUUUAAGGCUAAUAGCAGCAACUAUGGUUCAUGGCCCAUGGCUGGUUUUUGGUGACUUUAAUUGUGUAAUGGGGGCGCAUGAAAAACGUGGGGGUAAUCCUCCAAGUCACAUUUCUUGCCUUGACUUCCAAGAUAUGUGUUCAGAUUGUGCUCUGAUUGAUAUCCCUACACGUGGUCUAUCCUACACUUGGACGGAUAAAAGAAUCUAUGUGAGACUGGACCGAGCUUUAGGUAAUGUUGCAUGGUUGGAAGCAUGGGAAUCCUUGGAAUGCCGUACGCUGGCCAAAGCCUUCUCUGACCAUUGUCCAUUAUUGAUUACUUGCGCUCGACUCGCCUUUAUUCCCAGGUCUCCUUUCAAGUUUAGAAGCAUGUGGCUGCAGCAUGAAGGGUUCGUGGCUAUGGUAAAAGACUUUUGGGAUGGCCUGCAAGUUGUUGGUUGUCCAAUGUUUGUACUCGCUUCAAAGUUGAGGGCGCUUAAGGCAAUGCUCAAGGCAUGGAACAAGUCCACUUUUGGUGUUAUUGAUGUCAGAGUAGAGAAUACCAAGAAUGAUCUUGAAAAAGUACAACAAGUAAUUUCUGCCCAAGGCCCUUCGGUGGAGGGAUUGAGCCAGGAAUCUACAGCCCAUGCACGCUAUCAGGAGGCUCUUAAUUUUCAAGAUAUCUUCUGGAAGGAAAAGACAAGGCUACGCUGGUUAGUUGAUGGUGAUCGUAACACCGCCUUUCUGCACAACAUGGUCAGGAUAAGAAGGCUUAAAAGGUCUAUUUCCUCUUUGCGUGUGGGUCCCCAAAUUCUUCGGCAACAGCUAGACAUUGAAAAUCAUGCAGUGCAAUUUUUUUCUUCCGCCUUCUCUCAUGACAACAGCAUCAUUGACACGGGGCUGGUAGAACGUGUAAUUCCAAGGAUGGUAACAGAUGACAAAAAUGCGGCGUUGUUAGCAUUGCCUUCAGGGGAGGAAAUAAAAGCAACGGUUUUCUUAAUGGAUGGUUCAAGUGCCCCCGGGCCGGAUGGUUUUAGUGGUGCUUUCUAUCAGUCUUGCUGGGAGGUGGUUUCUUCGGAUGUUAUAUCUAUGGUUAAAAGCUUCUUUGAAACAGGUUCUAUUCUGCCUCAUUUCAACUCUAGCUUGAUCACUCUCAUUCCCAAGAAGCCAGAAGCUGAUAUGCUCUCAGAUUUCCAUCCCAUAGCCUUGGCCAACUUUGGGUUCAAAAUCAUUACCAAGAUUUUGGCAGACCGUCUUGGCGUGGUAGCCUCUAGAAUAAUAUCUUCAAAUCAGAGUGCCUUUAUCAAAGGGAGGUCAAUUGUGGAUCCCAUUUCGCUCACUUCAGAAUGCAUAAAUCUCCUAGACCGUAAGUGUAGAGGUGGGAAUAUUGCUGUUAAGUUGGAUAUAAAGAAGGCCUUUGACACCCUUGAGUGGCCAUUUCUUAUCCGGGUUUUACAUUCUUUUGGUUUUGCUACCGGUUUUACCGACUGGAUUUUUACUAUUUUAACUUCAGCUUAUCUAUCGAUGCUAAUAUAUGGUCAAUCUGCGGGUUUUUUCACUUGUUCGAGGGGUGUCCGACAGGGUGACCCAUUGUCCCCUCUUCUUUUUUGCUUGGCAGAAGAGGUGCUGAGUAGGGGGAUCACAAGGUUAGCUAUUACAGGAAAAUUGACUACUUUUGCAGCCCCACGAUCAGUCAAGCCUCCCUCUCAUGUCCUUUUUGCGGAUGACGUAAUGGUUUUCUUGCAAGGAAAUUCUAGGAGUAUUCGAGCUUUAAUGAAGUUCAUGGAGGAAUACGCACGCAAUUCCGGACAAAUGGUUAACAAAGCUAAAUCUUCAGUUUACCUGGGCACAUUUGCGAGACCUAGAGCCACUGUUAUUCAACACCUUCUCGGCAUAAGGGAGGGGAAGUUGCCUUUCACUUAUCUUGGGGUGCCAAUUUUUCAAGGGAGACCAAAGCAGCGACACUUCCAGAAUAUUGUUGACAAAAUUAGAUGCAAACUAACUUCAUGGAAAGGUACUUUACUAUCUCAGGCAGCAAGGUUGCAACUUAUCUCUUCAGUAAUCCAAAGUCUUCUAAUUUACAGUUUCCAGAUUUAUGAAUGGCCGCAUGCUUUACUGACAAAACUGCAAAGCUGGAUACGUAAUUUUUUCUGGUCAGGGGACUCUCUAAAGAAAGGCUCCACUUUAGUAUCUUGGUCUCAAUGUUGUCUUCCAAAAAAUGAAGGUGGUCUAGGUGUGAAAAAUAUUUUCUCUCUUAAUCAGGCUAUGCUUUUGAAGAGGUGUUGGGAGGUGGGGGAGGGCUCUUCUCUUUCCACCAUUUUCCUUAAAGAUAGGUUUCUAAAGGCAGAUCUAAUUCCCAAGCGCUCUUACCAACAAUCUUCUAUUUGGUCGGGGCUUAAGAAGCAGUGGAAUGUAAUUUUGCAAGAGGCGAGAUGGUUAAUUGGCAAUGGGUUGAAAGUGAAUUUUUGGACAGACAAUUGGAUGGGAAAGCCUCUCGUUGAUCUCUGCAGCAUUGAUGCCUCCCUACGGCCACCACUUAGGGAAAAGGUUAGCGAUUUCAUUGUGGAUAAUCAAUGGAGGCUGCCUCAUAUUUUCUCACAAUUAUUUCCGUUAAUGGCACAUCAAAUUAGAGACAUCAUUUUACCUAUUGAGCCACUUGAGGAUCAACUAGUUUGGCCAGAGGUAUCUUCAGGAAAGUUGACUGCCAGGGAUGCUUAUGAGGUUCUUAGACUGCACCAUCCUCCCUCUGAGUGGGGCAUGCGCAUAUGGGACAAAGCCAUCCAACCACGGAAAAGUAUUCUCACUUGGAAGGUACUUCGUGGGCGUGUGUUGGUGGAUGCGCAGAGACAAAAAACAGGUACUUAUCUUUGUUCUAGAUGCUCUUUUUGUGGCUCAAGUGUAGAGACAGUGGAGCAUCUUUUUCUUUUUUGUCCUGUUGCCAAGACUUUAUGGACUUGGUGCCUAAACAUGUUUAGACUACAAGCUCCACCACAAUUGACUUUGCAUGUUCUGAUAAGCUUAGUUUACACUAGUACCCUUACAAGUUCUGGUAAGUUGCUUUGGAGAUUGGUGUUCUGUAAUUUGCUAUGGUGCUUAUGGGUGGAAAGAAACCGGUUGAGAUUUGAUGGGACAAGUUUUAAUUUCCAGCGACUAAAGCAGUUCUUCAUCUUGGCUUUAAGAGAUUAUGCUGCUCUUUGUUUUAAGCUUGGGAUUGCAUCCCAGUCUACUCUUCCCAUUUUUACAGUGCUUGGGUUGUCUCCUUUAAGUGCCCGGGCUCCCAUUUACAUUCCAGUACAUUGGAAACGUCCCCCAGCUCCUUGGUUAAAGGUUAACACUGAUGGGUCUUUUCAAGAUGAAGAUCACGCAGGCUUUGGUGGUGUUUUUAGGGAUUGCAAUGGUUAUUUUAAGGGUGCUUAUGCUUCAAAGUCGCUAGCCAAGAGUGCUAUUGAGGUAGAGUUGCUGGCUGUCAUUGAAGCCAUACAGAUUGCCAAAGCUCGCCAGUGGGAUAAUAUAUGGCUAGAGACGGACUCUGCACUUGUAAUCCAUUAUUUUCAUUCACCUCAUUUGAUCCCUUGGAAGCUACGUGUGCCUUGGUUAAAUUGUUUGCACACUGCAAAGCAAUUCAACUUUAGGAUUUCGCAUGUCUUCAGGGAAAGAAAUCGAGUAGCAGAUAGGCUGGCAUCGUCUGGAGCAAGUCAUAUAAGUAACAGUUGGUGGGAGGCUCUUCCAGAUUUUAUUGCUGCUAUUUAUGGUGAGGAUCUUAUUUCUUCAGUUUUCUAUCGUGUUUCUUAG